CAUGAAACCAUCGUAUGGAAUUCAGUUCUUAUAAGAUGUAACAGGGACGAAGAGUUAAAAUUUAUUUGUUUAUUUAUUUUCUUGGACAGUACCUUCCUUGAAGUAUCGAAUGAGGUAGAGAGGGUGACAUGAUUCCACCCCAACACUGAAGACCAAUUCCAAGAUCUAGGCAGUACCUUCACCAUUACCAUUACCAUCUUCUGCAGAUGCUGCUUCCCACACUGCGCCUCCCACGCCAAUGCCCUGAAAUGAACUAUUGUGGCAUUGGUUGAUUUCUUUUCAUUUACAUGCAACUUUGAUUCUUUUCCUCAACCCACCAACCGUUGUUUUCCUACAUGUCGUUUUCCUUCGAUUGGUGGGUUUGCCUUCAGCUUUUGGGUUUUUUGAGGGGCUUGUUGUAGACUACAUUGUACUCUUGGUUUUAAAAAAAAAAAUUGUUUUUUGGAAGAUGAAGAGAUUGAAAAGCGAACCUCCCAAUUCGAGGAGGUUUAGAUUGUCACAUUUUUUGUUCGGUGUUGGGGUGUUGUACUUGGUUUUUAUAUCGUGUAACUUUUCACACUUUAUGAAAGUUGUGUCAUCGUUGAGUGGGGAUGAGAGUUACGAUGGAAUUGGAUUGGAUAGGGUGGCAGCUAUUGGGGACACUGAAGAUGCAGAUUUGAGCAAACCUUUUGUUAGUUCUGUUUAUAAAGAUGUAUUUCAAUGGAGGUUAGUGGAUAACAGGGAUAAAGAUGCUCCCUUGAGGCCAUACAAGGAACCAAUGAAGGAGGAAGAUCAUGGCCAUGAAUCUGUGAAGAAAAACCCUCAAGGAUAUGGUAGGAUUACCGGGGAAAUCUUGCGGUAUAGGAAUAGGACUGGUGAUUCAUCUGUGUUUCAGAGAAUGGCAGAUGAGGCUUGGACAUUGGGGUUGAAGGCCUGGAAAGAUUUGGACCAGGUUGAUGAUAAGGAGGCUGUAGAAAGCUCUGUAAUUGAGGGAAAGGCUGAGACGUGUCCUUCUUGGAUAUCGAUGAGUAGGGAAGAUUUGUUGAAGGGGGACGGGUUGAUGUUUCUUCCUUGUGGUCUUGCUGCUGGUUCUUCAAUCACUGUGGUGGGGACACCCCAUUAUGCUCACAAGGAGUAUGCUCCUAUGCUUGCUAGGAAGAGGAAAGGGGAUGGAUUGGUAUUGGUUUCGGUUUCGCAGUUUGUGAUUGAAUUACAAGGGCUGAAGUCGGUGGAGGGGGAAGAUCCUCCUAAGAUUCUUCACUUGAAUCCUAGGUUGAGAGGGGAUUGGAGCAAAAGUCCAGUUAUUGAGCAUAAUACUUGUUACCGGAUGCACUGGGGAAAAGCUCAAAGAUGUGAUGGUCUGCCAUCUGAGAGUUCUGAAGAAAUGCUUGUUGAUGGGUAUAGGCGAUGUGAAAAAUGGAUGCGGAAUGACAUUGUAGACUCGAAAGAAUCCAAGACCACAUCAUGGUUCAAGCGGUUUAUAGGGCGUAAGCAGAAGCCAGAAAUGACCUGGCCAUUUCCUUUUGCAGAGGGUAGAAUGUUUGUCCUUACAUUACGUGCUGGUGUUGAUGGAUACCAUAUUAACGUUGGGGGACGCCACAUGACUUCAUUUCCAUAUCGUACAGGUUUUACACUUGAAGAUGCUACAGGAUUGGUAGUUAAAGGGGACCUAGAUGUUCAUUCAGUUUUUUCUACUUCUCUCCCUACUUCACAUCAAAGUUUCUCACCUCAGAGAGUACUGGAAAUGUCAGAGACCUGGAAAGCCAAUGCUCUACCUAAACAUGCCAUUAGACUUUUUAUUGGAGUUCUUUCUGCUUCAAAUCACUUUGCAGAACGUAUGGCAGUUCGGAAAACUUGGAUGCAAGCAGCUGCAGUCAAGUCCUCAGAUGUGGUAGUACGAUUUUUUGUUGCCUUGAAUCCAAGGAAGGAAGUUAAUGCAGUGCUGAGAAAGGAAGCUGCUUACUUUGGUGAUAUCAUCAUUUUGCCGUUUAUGGACCGCUACGAGCUUGUUGUGCUUAAAACCAUGGCUAUAUGUGAGUUUGGGGUUCAGAAUGUGACUGCCGCAUAUGUCAUGAAAUGUGAUGACGACACUUUUGUCAGGGUGGAUACUGUCUUGAAAGAAAUUGAAGCUGUACCCCGGAAAAAGCCCCUUUAUAUGGGCAAUCUCAAUCUCUUGCAUCGGCCUCUAAGAAAUGGCAAAUGGGCCGUUACUUUUGAGGAGUGGCCUGAAGAAGUAUAUCCUCCUUACGCAAAUGGCCCUGCAUACAUAAUUUCCAGAGACAUUGUUACUUUCAUCAUAUCUCAACACAAGGAGAGGAGGCUGCGGCUCUUUAAAAUGGAGGAUGUAAGCUUGGGAAUGUGGGUUGAGAGAUUUAACAAAACGGUGGCCGCCGUUCAGUACUCCCACAACUGGAAGUUUUGUCAGUACGGAUGCAUGGAGGGCUACUUCACUGCACAUUAUCAAUCACCAAGGCAAAUGCUCUGUCUAUGGGACAAGUUGUCAAGAGGUCGUGCAAGAUGCUGCAACUUCAGAUGAUUUCCCAUUCUAUCAUUGUUACCUACUUCACAAAGACUAGUAUUGGAGAAAGUUACAAAACGAAUGAUGCAUUCAAUUUUAAAGAAAUAGAAUUUAGCAAUGUGUUCAUAUGCCCAUCAAUUUUGCUUGUCAAUACCAAACCGUAUUUUACAAUCAAAUGAAUUUUACAAAUCAGAUGAAA
This is a messenger RNA of Cajanus cajan (pigeon pea), 2696 nucleotides long. Its product is annotated as hydroxyproline O-galactosyltransferase GALT2. Gene Ontology annotation, molecular function: hydroxyproline O-galactosyltransferase activity; carbohydrate binding. Lineage: Eukaryota; Viridiplantae; Streptophyta; Magnoliopsida; Fabales; Fabaceae. Gene Ontology annotation, cellular component: Golgi membrane. The record is from RefSeq and is a predicted model, not a curated record.